Messenger RNA from Rattus rattus (black rat), 1647 nucleotides. RefSeq names its product 2,4-dienoyl-CoA reductase 2 (gene Decr2). The record is from RefSeq and is a predicted model, not a curated record. Bases 284 to 1162 code for a protein of 292 amino acids. The transcript is spliced from 10 exons. Gene Ontology annotation, biological process: fatty acid catabolic process. Gene Ontology annotation, molecular function: 2,4-dienoyl-CoA reductase (NADPH) activity. NCBI's taxonomy places the organism in Eukaryota, Metazoa, Chordata, Mammalia, Rodentia, Muridae.
AAAAUUGUCGGGAGUCCCGACUUCCACAGCUGAUACCACGCCACCCAGCCAGCUUGGGUACAUGGACUAAGCGGCUGCACCGACACCAACUGGGGAAGGAAACCGGAUUCAACUGGCCGGAGCACCUCUCUACCUCUUGCCUCCUCCCAAUUCGCAGUCCCAGCAGGCUGCGCGCCACCGAGGGUGGGGCCUGGUUGAGUGGGAAGAGGUGGAAGCUGGGAGUAGAAGGAAGGCGCAUCUGGUUCCCGAUUCUACUCCCCACCCGCGACCGCACACAGCAAACAUGGCCCAGCAGCCGCCUGACGUUGAGGAGGAUGACUGUCUUUCUGAAUACCACCACCUCUUCUGCCCGGACCUUCUCCAGGACAAAGUGGCUUUUAUCACUGGUGGUGGUUCUGGGAUUGGCUUCCGGAUCGCCGAGAUUUUCAUGAGGCAUGGCUGCCACACUGUCAUCGUCAGCAGGAGUCUGCCGAGAGUGUCCGAGGCUGCUAAGAAGUUGGUUGCUGCCACUGGAAAGCGGUGUCUCCCUCUGUCUAUGGAUGUCCGAGUUCCCCCAGCUGUCAUGGCUGCUGUGGACCAAGCGCUGAAAGAAUUUGGCAAAAUCGACAUCCUCAUUAACUGUGCUGCAGGGAACUUUUUAUGCCCUGCCAGUGCAUUGUCUUUCAAUGCCUUUAAGACUGUGGUGGACAUCGACACCCUUGGUACCUUCAAUGUGUCUCGUGUGCUUUACGAGAAGUUCUUCCGGGACCAUGGAGGAGUGAUCGUGAACAUUACGGCCACCCUCAGUAUGCGGGGGCAGGUGCUGCAGCUCCAUGCAGGCGCUGCCAAGGCGGCUGUGGAUGCUAUGACGCGACACUUGGCUGUGGAGUGGGGUCCCCAGAAUAUCCGUGUCAACAGCCUGGCUCCUGGUGCCAUCAGCGGCACUGAGGGUCUGCGGAGAUUAGGAGGCCCCAAGGCCAGUUCGAAAUUUAAGUAUCUUUCAAGUCCUAUUCCAAGACUCGGAACCAAGACAGAAAUCGCCCACAGUGUGCUGUACCUAGCCAGCCCUCUGGCUUCCUAUGUCUCAGGGAUUGUGCUGGUGGUUGAUGGUGGUAGCUGGAUGACGCUCCCAAAUGACAUUGGGCGACUGCUAGAGUUUGAAUCCUCCUCUGCUAAGCUGUAGUGUUUGAAGAGCACACCCAAGGCUUCAAGCAUGUUAAAGCAACAGAAUCAACUGAACUACGUCCUCUACCCCAGGAUACCUUUUUUGACACAUAAACAUUGAUUAUGCUUAAGAAAGUUGUACUGAGGAGGCCGUGUUCUUCAUGGGGAAGGCUUCCUGUCUCACAUAGGUCUAUAGUCACACAGGGAAUGUUGAAUCUGAUUGGGAAAUCCAAGCCCACCUGCCCUUCCUCCGGGAUCAAGCUAUUUCCAAGCUCUGCCUCUCCUUUGCCCACAUCCUGAGUAGAAAUGGCCGGAUUGUGAGCCUAGCCUGAUACUUGCUUGCAGUAUCUGAAGAGUUCCUAUGAUUUUACCAGAAAAAAAAAUGCACUUUCUUGUAAAAAGAAAAAAUCAUCUUUUUUUACUGUAAAAAUAGCUAUGAGCUGGAAUUUGUAAAAGUUUCUAGAAAGAAAAUUUGAAAGAUUGCUGACUGAUUCUGUCACUGAA